This is a messenger RNA of Theileria annulata, 1242 nucleotides long. RefSeq names its product cysteine proteinase, putative. The transcript has a single exon. The record is from RefSeq and is a predicted model, not a curated record. Bases 1 to 1242 code for a protein of 413 amino acids. Gene Ontology annotation, molecular function: cysteine-type endopeptidase activity. NCBI's taxonomy places the organism in Eukaryota, Apicomplexa, Aconoidasida, Piroplasmida, Theileriidae. Gene Ontology annotation, cellular component: lysosome.
AUGGAAGACGUAGAAACGGUAAAAGUCGACGCUUUGGAGCGUGUUGACACUGAAUCUGUCCUUAAUUAUGACACGGUACUGGAAAGGAAGCCAUUGCGCAGCAAUGUCGCCUCGUUCCUAAAAAGAUAUAGUGCCGUUCUCGUCAUUUUGACAGCAGUGCUAUUGUUUACCGUCACAUUUGCAGCAAUAGCAUUGUCAUCAGGCAGAAGCGCAAUCAGAAAAAACAAAGAACUCUUGUCAGUAGAAUUUGAAAAGCUUCAAUUCGAUAACUUUGUAACCAUCAAAGGAGAAAGGCAAGAAGACUUCCCAAGAUUAGUAGCUGAAGUUCUCUACAAAGUCGCCGUUGAAUUCGACCCAAAAGAAGAAGCCUUGAUAUACGUACACUUCAAUGAUUUCAACAAACACCACGAUAGGAAACACAACAACUACAGACACAAGAAAGCAUCUUACAACAACUUCAGAAAUAAUCUUAAUGAUAUAAACGAACAUAACUCAAAGCCAAACAUGUCAUACACCAAGAGCAUGAACCACUUCGGAGAUGUAUCACCCAAGGAUUUCAUGAAGAAGUACACCAAAAAAGUCAUUUUGAACCUACCAAAGGAUCAUGUAUCUCCAUAUAACAACAACAGGCCAAUGUCAGUUGACCUCAGAAACCAUGGUGUAAUGACCCCAGUCAAGUGCCAAGGUGAAAACGAACUGUCAUGGCCAUAUUCAGCAGUAGCAGUCGCCGAGUCGUUCGUUAAAAAGACCUCACAGAAAACCGUAUCCUUAAGCGAAAAACAAUUAGUAGAGUGUGUAACAGACAAGAAAUCAGUAAACAAUCCAUUCUUGGGUUACAAAUACCUUAAGGACUUGGGUCUGUUCCAAUCAGAAGUCAUAGACAAAUCGCCAUCCAAGUGCCCAGCAAUGGAAGGAGAAAGAUUCAAAGUACCAUCAUACUCAUACUCGUAUGAGCCAGAUUUGGUGGCACUCUUGUUGAAUGCAGGACCCCUCACAGUACCAGUAUCAGUCAGCCCUGAAUGGCAAUUCUACGCCGACGGAACCUUGAAUGUGUGUGGAGCUGAAUUGAACCACUACCUAACCCUAGUAGGUGUCAGCUUUGAUGAAAAAGGAAACCACUGGAUACUCAAAAAUUCCUACGGUGAAGAUUGGGGUAAGAAGGGAUACCUACUUUUGACUCGCAAUAGCAAGGAAUACGCAGAUGAUUGUGGAUUGACAUCCUUUGCAGUAUACGCAGUAUAA